CCAUCCGACCACCACCCAACCACCCGACCGCCGCACCGCACCGCUGCUGCAGCCGCCUCCGCCAUGCCCUCGCCGCCCGUCUCAAACACCGUCACCGAAAAGCUCGAGCAGCAGAAGGAGUUCGAGCAAGCCAACUCGGAGCAUGCUGUGUCCAUCAGUCUCCUGAACGAGACCCUCAAGGCCACCCCGAACCCAAUCGGUCUUUCGACUGCCGACCUCGUGAACGUGCUCUACAUCGCCCUGAACAUCGUCUCGUCCGUCGGCAUCGUCAUGACCAACAAAUGGGUCUUCAAGGGCCUGAAGUUCGAGUUCGGCACCCUCCUGACGGUCGUCCACUUCGUCGUGACCUUCAUUGGUCUCGAGAUUUGCGCCAUGUUUAAAGUCUUUGAGCGGAAGCGCAUCCCCAUCGCCAAGAUGAUUCCCAUUUCGGCCUGCUUCUGUGGCUUCGUCGUCCUGACCAACCUGAGUCUGCAGCACAAUACCGUCGGUUUCUAUCAGAUCAGCAAGGUUUUGACGACUCCCUGCGUGGUUCUGAUCCAAACUAUCUUCUACAACAUGAAGUUUUCGACGGUAAUCAAGCUGGCUGUCAUCGUCACCUGCGUUGGCGUUGUCAUUACCAGCUUCACCGACGUCGAAGUCAACUUCAUCGGCACGGUCUACGCCAUGACUGGUGUUGUUGUCACCAGUCUCUACCAGAUCCUGAUCGGCACCAAGCAGAGAGAACUUGAAGUCAAUUCGAUGCAGCUCCUCUACUACCAGGCCCCUCUCUCGGCCCUGAUGCUGCUCCUUGCAGUGCCCUUUCUCGAUGACAUGCACAAGCUGCGUGCCUAUUCCAUGAGCAUCGAGGCGCUCUCCAUGAUCCUCCUCUCGGGCUUCAUGGCUUUCUUUGUGAACCUCUCGAUUUUCCUGGUCAUUGGCAAGACCAGCGCCGUUGCUUACAACAUGGUUGGCCACUUCAAGACGUGCAUUAUCCUCAUCACUGGCUUUACAGUCUUUGGCCAAGCCGUGGACCUCAAGAACAUUUUUGGUAUCCUCGUCACCCUGUCGGGUGUGUUCUGGUACUCGCACAUCAGCCUCAAGAACCGAAAGUGAAGAUGCCCCCCUCCCAGCCGCGCGGGUUGUGAGCUUCCCAGGGUCGGCAGCUCAGUGUGUGUGGUCGUGGUUCAAUUGCUGCCUCAAGGCUGCCGCCUGACGAAUGAAUGCGAAGACGGGGAGACUUGCUUUACGGCGUUCCCAAGUGAAACGGAUCACUGUGUUCGGUUUACUGCCCACUUAUGGCAUGUCCAGAACGAAACUGGAUACCCUGUUUCGAGCCAGGGCUGUAGCCUUUCUCCGGAUCCUGAAUACACUCCCAUCCAUCGCCCGUCCUGGCUCAGUGUGCCUGGAGGUCGAACAGCUCAUUCGAUCAGACUAUCUUGGUGCCAAGAAACCGAUUCUUUGCACAGAACCACCCAAGCAGACAUCGCACUGAUAACGGACACUCUUCUCUCAAU
Molecule: messenger RNA, 1493 nt
Organism: Polychytrium aggregatum
Lineage: Eukaryota; Fungi; Chytridiomycota; Chytridiomycetes; Polychytriales
Product: triose-phosphate transporter family-domain-containing protein
Exons: 4
Coding region: 64-1092 (342 amino acids)
Cellular component (GO): Golgi apparatus
Molecular function (GO): antiporter activity; nucleotide-sugar transmembrane transporter activity
Source: RefSeq, a predicted model, not a curated record